This is a messenger RNA of Patella vulgata (common limpet), 5235 nucleotides long. Its product is annotated as SPRY domain-containing SOCS box protein 1. Gene Ontology annotation, biological process: intracellular signal transduction; proteasome-mediated ubiquitin-dependent protein catabolic process. Gene Ontology annotation, molecular function: protein binding. The record is from RefSeq and is a predicted model, not a curated record. Gene Ontology annotation, cellular component: SCF ubiquitin ligase complex. The coding region runs from base 278 to 1114 and encodes 278 amino acids. Lineage: Eukaryota; Metazoa; Mollusca; Gastropoda; Patellidae. The transcript has 3 exons.
CGAAAGGCGAGUGUCGGUGAGGAAGUGAGUCAUGAAUAAAAAUUAAUAUUUGGGCCCAUAAUAUUUAUACGAAUUUCGUAGUUUAGGACUCACUUUGAAGAACACACAUUUCACUACAGAUGUACAGAUAUUUUGGAUUACGGAUCUUAUGAAGACAGUUUGCAGGCAGUGUUCCAGGCAGUCCAUUUGUGUGAGAAGCUCACUAGCGCAAUAUCAAACAUUGUCUCCAUUUCUUAUUAAUAAGAACUUUAUUAUCCUUAGAAUUGGAUUCUAAGAAAUGAACAUGGGGCAAAAAGUAUCGGGCGGAAUAAAAACUAUUUCAAAUACACGUGAACCAACAUACAAAGCUAUUAAUAGAGAACCUGCUUACAAUCCUGAUUUUCAAAAACCUAGUCGACUAGAUGCCCUCCUCGACAUGCCGCCUGCCCAGCGGGAAGUUCAGCUACAGCAUGCUUGGAAUAAGGAUGACAGAUCAUUAAAUAUAUUUGUGAAAGAAGAUGAUACAACAACAUUUCACCGUCACCCGGUUGCUCAAAGUACAGAUUGUAUUAGAGGACGCGUUGGCUACACAAGAGGGCUACAUGUGUGGGAAAUUAUUUGGAGCACUAAACAGAGAGGAACACAUGCAGUAGUCGGUGUUUCUACAAUAGAUGCUCCCCUACACUGUGUUGGUUAUCAGUCAUUGAUAGGAAGUAGUAAGGAGUCAUGGGGAUGGGAUCUAGGCCGAAAUAAACUAUACCACGAUGUUAAAACAAACCCUGGUCUCACUUAUCCCAAACUUUUAAAUUCAGAUGAAAAUUUUGUUGUGCCAGAUGGUUUCCUUGUAGUUCUUGAUAUGGAUGAAGGAACACUAAGUUUUGUUGUAGAUGGUCAAUUUUUAGGUGUGGCUUUUAGGGGAUUAAAAGGCAAAAAACUCUAUCCAAUUGUUAGUGCAGUGUGGGGACAUUGUGAAAUACAAAUGAAAUAUAUAGGAGGUCUUGAUCCUGAACCCCUGCCUCUGAUGGACAUCUGUAGACGGUCAAUACGAAGUACAUUAGGGAAAAACAGACUGCCUGAUAUACAUAAACUACCAUUACCAAACUCACUUAAAAGUUAUUUAUUAUAUCAAUCUUAGCCUUUUCAUGUCUAUAUCGGAACAUUCUUAAUUUAUAAUGAACCUGAAAAAGAUUGAAUAGUAUUAUAAAGUUACAUGAAAAUAAUAUUGGUAUGGGAUGCUUUUCUCAGUUAAAUUAUAUUUUAAUGUGCAGUUUCUAGAACCAAGAUUCAUUACACUUUCAAAAUAUGUAUAUGUAUCAUUUAGUGUUGAAACUUGCAACUAAUCCUAGCAUACGACUAUUUGUCUGCAUGGGUACCCAUUUCUUUAUCUCCCCAUGAUAAUGCUACUUGUAAACUGCACUAUUAUUAGCAUUACAUGUAUCUCUUGUAUAAUAAAACACCUAGUUGAAGUACAAUAUAUAAAAAUCUGCUUUCAAGCACACUCGCAAAAUUUUUUGCUAGAGCUAUCGAUUCAUUCUGCUGCACCGGAUCAAGAUUUUUGCUAUUAAUUCACCAAGCUAUAAAAAUAAACACAAAACUAAAAAAUCUUUCAUUACUGCGUGCCGAGAAGAUUGACCUCACCGUUCUGCCAAAUACAUCUGGUGUUUCAGCCAAUCAAAAAUUUGUCUAGAAUUAUACUCGGUAACCUAUCGCGUGAAUUUCAUCGAUCAACAAAUUCUUGAAGAUAAAAGUCAUUGUGCAAAAAUAUGUAGAUUAUCAUUAACUACAAAGGGAUUAUUCUUUCCAGCUAAUUUGGAUUUUUGAAACCUUUUCUCAAAACAAAUGUAUAUUUUUUCAAUGAUAUUUUAGCAACUAAAUAAUCAAGAGUCUGCUAUAAACAAACAUCAUGGCGACAUGGUCGUUGUCAUCGGGUACUGUAUUGUAAUGGAUUCAAAGUGUAUAUGACAAUAUUUUUGCCUUGAAAAAUUGUAGAUUUUGAUCAUAUUUUGACGAGUGCUUUUUUUACGAUCGCUUAAAUGCUUGCAAAAAAUGAAGCCCUGCUGCCAGUACAAAUAUAAUGUUCAUGUAACUUUAUGAUCUGUUGAGUAAAAAAUAUAUGUUGUUAAAUAAGAGCACAGAUUUGAAAAAAAGUCAAGUUUUAACAACUACAUGUAGAGUGAAAAAAACUGAUGGUCAUCGUGGAGAUGUUUGUAUUCAGGAAAAUGACAUCAUUCUAAAUGAAACUGGAUUUUAACAUAAAGUUGAUUAAAUUUAUUAGAUCUGUGCUUCUAUUUUCCAUAUGACAUGGACUCCAGCUACCUAGUCAAGACCACAGUGCUGCUAUUAUGUAGUGAAACUCAAUGGUCUAUUUUUUAAUGUGAAGUUUGUACAUAAAUAUCAUAACUUAUCACUUUUAAUUAUCAAUACGUUACAAACCAGUUCAUGCUCAUUUAAGUUUUCAUCAGAGAUAAUUUAAUAUUCUCUAUUAGUACAUUCACUACAUUGACUAAAAUUGAUAACGCAGUUGUUCAUUUAUUAAGUGGAUCUCUUUUUUUAUAUAUUAAAAAUUAUCCAAAUACAAUUGAGACAUGUAGAUGUAUUUGUUUUGAAUUCCCAAAAUCUCCAAAUAUAACACUGUUUUAAGAAGGAUGUGUGCAAUAUUGAACAUAAUGAAAUGAAGAUUGUAUGGCUCCCUUGUAUUCUGGACAGAAAUUGCCUAAAGUACAAUGUACUUGUCAGUGUAGUUUUGUGCCUAUAUGUUUGUAAUUGUAUACAAUUUGUACUAUAUUGAUUAUUAUAUUAUUAAGUGUCUGAUAGCAUAUAAAUCAUCCAUGUCUGUUGAAUGUUGGCUUUGUAGAAAUUUUGUAUUUAUUGUAGUUAAGACUUACCUUUUGUCCAGGGGAUACAAGUUGAUGUCUUAGUAUUUAUUUAAUCUUAAUUUAUUUUGUGGAUUAGCCCUUAAUCCAGCCAGUGCUACAUGUAUAAUUAGUCAUGGUUGUGUAGAUUCAACUAGAAUACAUUACAUACAUAUUUAAAUCUUUGUUAAAUACAAGUGGGUGUAUGAUUUGAAUAGUUGAAAUUGAACUCAGUUUGCCAUAUGAUAUGGAAUACUGUCUUAAAUUCCUGUAGUGGCCAAUAUACAAAUUACAGCUAACCCAAGUUAGUGAUAAUACAUGGUUUUGGGUUCAAUAUGACUUCAUAAAGUAUUAAUUUCUUUAAAGUUAGAAGUAGUGACUAAAAAUAACCCUGUAUCAUUCAACCACUUGUAAUUGACAAUUUUCUGAUUAACAGAAUCUGUCCACACAUGUAUUCAUUCAUGGAAACCUAUUGUAUUCCAUUAUAUUGUUCCAUUUUAGACCAAUAUCAACUAAAUUCUGACUUCAAAUAUGGACCAAGAAUAUUGAGGAUUGUUAUCCUGGAUAUAUAUUUAUUGAUUUAAUGCUUAUGAAUAGAUAUUUAUUAAGCUGAAAUGUCUUGUUUUAUUAUGUUACUUUUCAUUUCUAUGUAUAGAAAAUACUUUUCUUAAUGACAAGUGUUUUUUUUAUCUACUGUAUACCCAAUAAGUUUAAAGUAAUUAAUUUCUUAAAAUAAUUUUCAUUUGAUCUUUCUUGAUGGUGGACAUUUCUUUGAACUCAUUAAUGAUGUUUGUGCAUACACAUGUUCUUGAAGCAAUGACUGCGAGUUUUACAACAUCCGGGCGUUGCUAGAUUACUUCACAAUAGCGACCUCCACGGAAACCUUGACAUUGAACGAACCUUGAACUUUUCAACUCGAUUAUCACGGGUAGAUAUUUUAGCUUGAAAGCGCCAGACUUGGUAUUCACGACGACCGAGGAAUCUGAUAGGCUCACAAGCUGGGCUUGUACCCAAUCUAAAUUAGUGCCGAAAAUGCAGGGUAUUGCGUGAAGGCCUUGAUAAGAUGUGCGUUGUUAAAGUGAAAUCAAGCCUUCUAUUGAAGAUGGUGCAUACAGAACAUUUGUUGAAUUCUAAAGCUCAUAAUUUCAGUCCAUGACUGAAUUCUAACAAAUUAUGAAAGAUAAAUGUCUAAAACUUAGUAUACAUUUGGAAGAUUGAACCUAGCAGAUUUUAAGUCUGAAGAAUUAAAAAGUUAUACCAGAAUACACUGCAGGAUGAUAUAUCUCUCUCAUAUUUUACCUGAUUUAUGAAGUUAAUUAAUUUUAAUGAGAUUUAAUGUUAUAAUUUAAAAUUUUGUAUGAAAUUACCCUUUUGGUUUAGUUUUCUUUUUGAGAAAAAAAAAAAAAAAAGCUAGAAGUACAAUGUAAAUGUUCUAUGUAUUAUUUAUGGUAGUUUUACAUGUACUAUAUGUAAUUAGUAUUAUUUAUUGUAGUUCUAGACUGGUUGAGUGCCUUGAAACACUUAGACUAACCCUGGGUACCUGUCUCUAGUGACAAAGUGAGAUUCUUUGUCUAUUUUAUACUGUAUAUUACUUAGAGGUGGAUAUUUUAGUAUUUCUUUUAGCAGGAAUUGAUACAAUUUUAAAAAUAAAUUUUUAAACAUCUGUGACAAAUUUUAAAAAUAUACAGCUGAUGUUGAAUUAAUCCAAAUGUAAUCCAUUAAAUACUCUUGUGGAUAUAACACAUUUAAUUCAACUUACUUGUACAAUAUAUCUAUUUUAAGCUUAUGUGUUGUGUUACUAUUUUAUUCUCCAUCAUCAUUAAAUUGAAGUAGCAAAUGUGUGUGGUUUAAAAGGCUCGCCAUAAUCAGCAAUAGUUAAACAAGGAGAUUAUUGCUGUUGAAUAACAGUUUUAAAAAUUAUUUGAAUAGGUUUUACCUCUAUCUUUGUUUUAUCUAUUUAUUAUUUUAAUACACAUACAAAAUGGUCUGUAUUUUAAUUUCUAUUGAUUUUAAGUGACCAUUUUAAAAAAUGAAUAAGAAGUAGGGUGUACUUAUAACCCCAUGGUAGAAUUACAGAAUACAUCAUUUAAUUUCAGCUAGAUUGAGUACAUAGUUAUCUUAAGAUAAAAUGAUAUUAGCAUACAUUGCAUUUAUCUUUUGUUUAAACCUAGUAUGUUGUAAUAUUAGAACACAGUGUGUUUUAUUUAUGGUGCUUUGUAAAAUGGGCACCCUGUGAAUGAAUUGUAUAUAGAUUUGUAACAAUAAUGUAUGUGUGCAGUUGACUGUCAGUGUUGUGGGUAAUACACUAUUACUGAGUUUCAUUUUGAAGACCGUCUUCAUCUAUGACACUCUUUACAUGUACAUGAAUAAUUUAAUUUUUCUGUAAUAAAAUAUGCCAAGCUGA